Messenger RNA from Suillus discolor, 1656 nucleotides. Its product is annotated as Mur ligase. Gene Ontology annotation, biological process: folic acid-containing compound biosynthetic process. Gene Ontology annotation, molecular function: dihydrofolate synthase activity; ATP binding; tetrahydrofolylpolyglutamate synthase activity. The transcript has a single exon. Lineage: Eukaryota; Fungi; Basidiomycota; Agaricomycetes; Boletales; Suillaceae. Bases 36 to 1517 code for a protein of 493 amino acids. Gene Ontology annotation, cellular component: cytoplasm; mitochondrion; cytosol. The record is from RefSeq and is a predicted model, not a curated record.
GUAUUGCCGGUUCUUGCCGAUUUUUACGUCUGACCAUGUCGAUUAAACUUUCAUUGGAGCGUAUUCGGCUCCUUGCACCACAUCUUCCUCCGUAUUCACGGCCUACUGUUCAUGUCGCUGGCACAAAUGGCAAAGGAAGUGUCACCUGCAUGCUAUCAUCCAUCUUCCUUGCGUCGGGUCUUACUGUUGGUCGAUUCAACAGCCCUCAUCUAGUGUCCGUCCAAGACUCCAUUUUGAUCAAUGAACAGAGCAUAUCACUAGAACAAUACAAUCUUUCACGUGCAGCUGUCGAGAGCGCGGACCAAGCCCAUGGCACAGAAGUUACCAGUUUUGAAAAGCUGACACUUGUUGCACUGCAUGUCUUCGAGAAACAUAGGGUGGAUGUUGUGGUCAUUGAGGUGGGCAUGGGUGGUCGUCUGGACGCGACCAAUUAUAUACCAGACGAGUGCAUACUCCUCUCUGCUCUCACGACAGUUGAUCUCGAUCAUCAAUUAUUCCUUGGAAAUACCGUCGAACUCAUUGCCAAGGAGAAGGCCAGCAUUGCGAGGAAGAACAAGCCUUUUGUCUUAGGCAUUCAGAAAUACGCUGCUGUCGAGAAUGUUGUGCGGUCUGUCGUUGAACAGACCGGCGCUCACUUCAUAGCAACUCACCCUGCGCAGCGACGAGCGUGGGAUGAAACCAUAGAUGGUCCAUUGCCACCUGCAUUCUCGCUGGAUGCAGAAUCAUUCAGGCCUCCCCCUCCUCAGCCUAUUACAUUCACCAGUCCGGCUUUCCCAAAUAGCUUAUCCGCGCUUUUAGAUUUGAACGGAAGCCAUCAAGUGGAGAACUUGAGUCUCGUAUUGACCGUCAUAUCCACUCUAAUGACUCACCCAUCGUGUGCAUCGAGGAUGCCAAGCGGUUUUAGCGAGCGUGUCUUGGAAAACAUAACUACAGGCAUUAGAAAUGCCACUUGGCGAGGUCGCCUAUCAUUCCAUAGUCUCAGGGUGUCCUCACCUUAUCCACGGGCGAUCACUGUCCUUGUCGAUGGUGCACACAAUCGUGCAUCAUCAGAAACCCUCGCUUCAUAUGUUUCCAACCUCGUUACGAUGUUGGACGGAAAUCCAAAAGUGCGGACAUUACGAUUAACUUAUAUCCUCGCCCUAUCGCGUUCUCCGCCUAAAACGCCGAAGGAUACCUUAUCCCCGCUCUUCGACUCUCGAAGUAGCACACGGCUUUCGAUACAGACGAAAGUUGCCGCGGUACGAUUCACCUCGCCGGAAGGCAUGCCUUGGGUAAACUCUGUGCCACCAUCUGUGAUCGCCGCUACCGUGCGUGAGUCUGUAUCAGGUGUAGGGUUGUGGGUUGCGUCCGACGAAGGUGAUAUUCAGGGGCAACUUGAGAGUGCAUUGGAAUGGAUGACCACGGAGGGAACGGAGGAAGAAGAUGGGGUACAGGAGCUGGUGAUUGUCGCGGGGAGUCUAUACCUCGUGGCGGAUUUCUAUCGUCUUCUUGCGAAGCAAGAAGCGACCCCCAGUUGACAAGGGGGAACUAUUCGGACCGAAAUCAGUACAGUUGUUUCGAAUAUCAUUGUUUUUCUGGUUUAAUGAUUGGAGGCGUCCACAGAAAUCUCGUCAUAAAUGGGGUUGUGGCACCACGUGGGGUCUUCUGUUGUGAGGG